AUGGCCAACGGCUUCAUCGCCUAUCUCCGAGGCGACCAGAAUGCGCCUGGAGAGCGCAAGCUGGUUCAAAAACUCGACUUUUUUAUUUUGUCAUUUUGCUGUCUUAUGUACUUUUUGAAUUACCUCGAUCGCACCAAUUUGAACAAUGCAUAUGUCUCUGGUAUGAAGGAAGAGUUGAACUUCAAGGGAAAUCAAUUGAACCAAAUCAACACUGUAUUCACCGUAGGAUACACCAUCGGCCAGGUCCCCUGCAACAUAGCCCUCUACUAUAUUAAACCGCGUUACUUCUUCCCAGCAUGCAUGGUAGCAUGGGCGGGCCUAACCAUGGCAACAGCCGCGGCCCAAAAACCACAAGAUAUCAUGGCCAUCCGCUUCUUCCAAGCAAUCUUCGAGUCCUCAACUUUCGUAGGAACACACUACAUACUAGGAUCCUGGUACACAGAGAAAGAGCUUGGGAAAAGGUCUGGAAUCUUUACUGCGAGUGGGCUUGCAGGCACGAUGAUUGGCGGGUUUAUUCAGACGGGUAUUCACAGUAGUAUGGAUGGGUUAAGGGGGAUGAGUGGGUGGAGAUGGUUGUUUGUAAUCGACGGCAUCAUAACCCUCCCAGUCGCCCUCUACGGCCUCCUCCUCUUCCCAGAUACCCCCCACACAACCCACGCCCCCUACCUCACCCCCUCGGAGCGCGCCCUCGCAAAAUCCCGCAUCCCCCCCGUCCCCCACCGCACCCCAAUAUCCCUCUCCUUCCUCAAACACUGCUUCAGCACCUGGUACUGGUACUUCUUCGUCGUGCUGUGGAUCCUCGCUGGCGAAACAGAAUCCUUUUCCUCAAACGCCCUGCUACAACUCUACCUACGCUCGCACCCUACGAAAAAGUACACCGUCGCACAAAACAACAACUACCCGACGGGUGUGCCGGCCGUGGGGAUAGCAAGCACAUUGUUCUGGGCGACGGUGACGGAUUAUUGGGGCGGCAGGAGGUGGAUGGUGGGGUAUUGGAUUGCGGGUACGGGCAUUGUUACGUCUGCUGUUAUGUUGGCGUAUCCGGAGAGUACGGCUGUGCAUUUUGCCAUGUAUUAUUGGGCGGGGAGUGUGUAUGCGUGCCAGGCUACGUUUUUCGCUUGGGCGAAUGAUGUGCUGAGGUAUGAAGAGGAUAGUCUAAGGGCUGUGGUGAUUGCGAGUAUGAAUAUGGGGAGUAAUGCGGUGAAUGCUUGGUGGAGUAUCUUGUUCUAUGGGGCGAACUUUGCGCCGUAUUUCACGAGGGGCAUGUGGGCUAUGAUUGCGGUUAGUAUUGCGAUGGGGGUUUGGACGGCGGGGGUGGUGUGGAUGCAGAAGAGGACGGAGGGGAGGAGGGGGGUCGAUGGCGUGGUGGGCGAGACGGUUGUGGGGAAGGGUGCGGUUGAGGGUGGUGGUGGUGGGUUUGGUCAGGGGGAGAAGGCGUAA
Messenger RNA from Pyrenophora tritici-repentis Pt-1C-BFP, 1440 nucleotides. RefSeq names its product UhpC, Sugar phosphate permease. The record is from RefSeq and is a predicted model, not a curated record. Gene Ontology annotation, molecular function: pantothenate transmembrane transporter activity. Gene Ontology annotation, cellular component: plasma membrane. Gene Ontology annotation, biological process: pantothenate import across plasma membrane. NCBI's taxonomy places the organism in Eukaryota, Fungi, Ascomycota, Dothideomycetes, Pleosporales, Pleosporaceae.